Molecule: messenger RNA, 273 nt
Organism: Drosophila santomea
Lineage: Eukaryota; Metazoa; Arthropoda; Insecta; Diptera; Drosophilidae
Product: tissue factor pathway inhibitor 2
Exons: 2
Coding region: 1-273 (90 amino acids)
Molecular function (GO): serine-type endopeptidase inhibitor activity
Source: RefSeq, a predicted model, not a curated record
AUGAAGUCCCUUUUCCUGAUCAUCGCUGGCCUAACUCUGUAUGUGGCCUAUAUAAAUGCCCAGAUUUGCCCAGGUCGUCCAGUCUUUCAGUUGUGCACUGGCGGCAAGGAUGAGGGAAAUCGCAAUGGACGACUUUGCGGCUUGACUGCCCAGAAUGGUAUGUGGUUCUAUAAUAGCCGGAACAGGAAGUGCGAGAAGAUGAACUAUCGCGGCUGUGGCGGCAAUGGCAAUCGCUACUGCCAAGUGGAAGAUUGCAAUCGGUGCAGGCGCUGA